AUGGGUUCCUUGUCUCAGGUAAACUAAAUUAUUAAAUUGUAAUAAUAUAUUUUGUUUUAAUAAAUGUUGUCGAUUUGUAAGCCUAUUGUAAUAUGUUUAUAUGGGUAUUUCAAUGUUUCCACUAGCCUAGUUGUUGAAAGUUUGAACUAAAUUAUGACAAUCUUACAUUCAGAAUUAUGAAUUAGAAAUUACUUUAAGUACUAAAGGCCUCCCUUACUCAGAGUUUGCCCAGUUACUUCAGACCCGUGAGAACCUCUGGGCUGUGUUUGGCAUUGGGGACCGUAGUGGGUGCUCGCCAUUGGCUAUGGGCCGCGACAAUGCGGGCGUCGCAAUCCCCGCCUUCUCCCUGAUUCAAGGCUGUGGGCCUCUAAAGCGGCAUUCCUGUUUUGGCUGUUCAACUCAUUGGAUAAUUAGGCGUGCGCCUUGUCGAUCUGGUGAGAAUCUUCCCAAUCCCAGGCUGUAA
Messenger RNA from Bursaphelenchus okinawaensis, 463 nucleotides. NCBI's taxonomy places the organism in Eukaryota, Metazoa, Nematoda, Chromadorea, Rhabditida, Aphelenchoididae. The record is from the annotation of a GenBank genome assembly.